AUGACAACCUCGUCGCUCUUGGGCCACGUUUUGCCGCUCGUGGUGCCGUUUCUGGCGCAGCAGGACAAGCUGAACGUUGCUUACGCAAACUAUGAGCUGUACCAGGCGGUAGUGCCGUUGUUGUACCAGAAAUUGCUGUUUACUGGCAGGCCUCUUGUAAACAGCGAGGGCAGCUGGACAAAUAUUGGGUCUCUGAAAAACCCACUCAUCGGCGACAAAAAACACAGCGAAGUGUACACGCUGCGACAGGAGCUACUGUUGCAGACCCUGACGCUCAACAAGGAGCUUGCCAGGUACGUCGAGCAGGUGGUUGUGGUGGAUCAGGAGAUACUACGAGAUUUGGCACAGGUGCUCAGUCAGUGCCCGAAUCUGAGGAGAUUUGAGGUCCCGCAACCGGACCGCUGGCUUGCAGAGAUCUACAAAAGACCAUUGGAGUCGUUUGUGGUCACCGAACUUGACCAGCUGUGCCAUCUGCCCGACACCGUCAGACGGCUGAAACUUGGUGUGCUAAAAUCGGAGUCGCUUUCUGUUUUCGACCGCCAGCGGGCCCUAAAAAAAAUCUACUCAUUGGACGCACUCGAGCUCGUGUCCGACGAGCCGUCCAUCACGACGUUCCUCAAGUUUCUGCAGCCGUUCGCUCGUCUCAGACUCACGUCGCUCAGCAUAGUGUAUUACCACGGAUACAACGACUACAAUCACGUCUCGCGCACUUUAGUGCAGCAGCUGCUGGAUAAAACCGAUCUGGCCACGCUGCGGGAGCUGGAGAUGGUGCUUGGGUGUGACGAGAUGGCGUGCGGGUGUUUGGGAGAGUUCUGCCGCCAUCUGGUGUCGAAACCAUUUAAUUUGCGGCGACUGGCUAUUUUGCAACGCACGGUCCACAGAGACCACAAUUACACGGAAAAAUUCGACGUCGCCGUGACGUCGCUUUUGGCGUCGAUGCCCAAUAACGAGCGUCUCACAGAGCUGUAUAUCAAGCACACGCCGCCGCUCGACGCCAUGAUCGUCCACGGGUUCGAGGGAAAUUAUAAUAAACGACGCGAUCUCUACCACUCGAUGCUGCCGCACUUGCGCGGGCUCGAACGGCUCGUGUGCCCCACGUUCGUGUGGUCGCUCGCAUGCUACGAGCAGCUCAUGUCGGACCUGCUGUGGAACGGCUGCACGUGCGACCACUGCGAGUCUUUCCUGUCGCUUUUUGACGAAUUCAUCAUGAAACACCAUUACUAUGACGCCGCGUCGGGCCUCGAGAAAGACGUCAUCUCGUCGUGCUUUUUCAGCUGCGCAGCAGCAACGCUCGCCGCCCGGUUUGUCGGAAGUCCACUCGAACACCUCCCGUUGCUCGACGUGUACUGGAAUUUCCACUCUCUGCUCAACAUGGACCACGACGCCGGCUACGACUGCCGGUUCAACCAGAGCUUUUUCCGGCAUCUCGCCGCCUGCAUCUCGCAUUUCCUCCAAGAGUACGUCCACGAAGUUUCACGGACAAACCCAAAUCUGUGGCACGUCAACUUCAACGGCAUAGUGUUUGAAAAAUCAGACUCUUGGGUCUGCAAAAACGAAAAAGUGUAUCGAAUCUAA
Molecule: messenger RNA, 1575 nt
Organism: Ogataea parapolymorpha DL-1
Lineage: Eukaryota; Fungi; Ascomycota; Pichiomycetes; Pichiales; Pichiaceae
Exons: 1
Coding region: 1-1575 (524 amino acids)
Source: RefSeq, a predicted model, not a curated record